UCUACCGCCAUCUAGCGGUAAGGCCGCGCAGUACCGGUGUGCCUCGCCCUACGUCACACAAUAAUAAGGAAGAAGCGGCCAAACAAACAACACGAGUCCAGGAGCUCUAUGGAGAGAUAUUCACUCCAGAAAGUCGUCGGUGAAGGGUCUUUCGGUCGGGCUUUGUUAGUCCGGUGUAAAAACAGUCAGGAGAAGUAUGUGGUCAAGGAAAUUCAGCUGCCAAAGAAUCAGUCCAAACUGGAGAAUUCGAGGAGAGAAGCCGUCCUGCUGUCCAGAAUGAAACAUCCUAAUAUUGUGGCCUUCAGGGAGGCAUUCGAAGCUGAUGACCUCCUGUGUAUCAUUAUGGAGUACUGCAGUGGAGGAGACCUGCUCCAGAGGAUCCGGCAACAGAAAACCAAGCAGUUCUGUGUUGAUGAUAUCUUGAGGUGGUUUGCUCAAAUGUGUGCUGCUGCAGAAUAUAUCCAUGACAAACGGGUUUUGCACAGAGAUCUGAAGUCCAAGAACAUUUUCCUGACAGAUAAGGGGACAAUCAAGCUUGGGGACUUUGGCUCAGCGUGUAUUCUGAACAGCUCAAAGGCCUACGCUCAUACAUAUGUUGGGACACCAUAUUAUGUGGCUCCAGAAAUCUGGGACAACAAGCCAUACAACAAUAAGAGUGAUGUGUGGUCUCUGGGCUGCGUUCUCUACGAGCUCUGCACCCUGCGACACCCGUUCCAGGCAUCCAGCUGGAAAAGCCUGAUUCUUAAGGUGUGUCGGGGCGCGUACCCUCCCCUCCCCAAUCACCUGCCCUACGAGCUGCAGUAUUUGGUCAAGCAGAUGUUUAAGACAAACCCAAAUGACAGGCCGUCCCUGCACACCAUCCUGACCUCUCAUCGGGUUUCCAGACUGCUGCGCGCACAUCUGCCCUCCCAGGCGAUAGAGACGGAGGAACAGGGGAGGCGUACGGGUCAAUGGAACAGAGAAGAGGGAAAGAAGGUGGCUAAUCUUCUGGGAGAGAAGAGUUUAAUAAAAACAUCAACAUUUGAAGGCGUGGAGUUACGUGAAGCCCACUGUGAAAGCAGAGAGCCGGGUCCUCGAAAGCAGUGGGCCGCUGAGCCAACAGACACUGUGCUGCAGAUGUUGGCCAAUGCCAGCCUCGUCUCGUCUGACAGCAUGGCAUCAACCAGCCAGACUCUCAUAGGUUCUACUCAUGGAAGUGUGUCAGAGGAGCCAGAGGGCAGCAGGCAGAGGAGACGAUGGGAGAGGGAUCCUCCUGAGAGGCUUCUGAGUCUGUUGGAGAAGGCCCGGCUGAGCAGAGCCUUCAGCACCUUUUUAAUAAACAGAGGAGGGGACGACCCUCUGGUGGGUCCCCUCUCCCAGCCGCAGGGUGACGACACUGACGGUCCUGAGCUGGAAGUGGCCGUAGAUGAGGACCGGCUGCAGCCUCGUUCUGAUGACGAGGACACAGACUUUGAGGAAGAGUCUCCAUGCGACUGGAUAGAUGAAGCUGAGAAAAUGUUUUCAGAACACUAAAGCUGCAUUCCUUCUGAGCCUACACAAUCACAAGGCUGUCAUUAAUGUUUACAUUUGCCAAAAACACUACCUGUUUGCACAUGCCAAAAUCACUUGAUGUAUAUGAGACCAGGUAUUGCUCUUAUAAACCAAUUAUUUGACCAAUUUUUAUAGCAGGUUAUAUCCAAGUUUAGAAAAAAAGUAAACAGUUUAAGCUCAGACAGUAACAGUGAGACAGUAAGUUGUUAUAUUGUAUGUUUCAAGCACUACUCUGACUUUUGUGAACUUGAUCUCACUGCUGCAGCAAAACACUAAAAUUUGAAUUGAAUAUUGUUCAUUAAAACCUUUUUUACAUAAA
Messenger RNA from Siniperca chuatsi (mandarin fish), 1849 nucleotides. It is a transcript of the gene nek3, whose product is annotated as NIMA related kinase 3. The transcript has 14 exons. NCBI's taxonomy places the organism in Eukaryota, Metazoa, Chordata, Actinopteri, Centrarchiformes, Sinipercidae. Gene Ontology annotation, biological process: protein phosphorylation. The record is from RefSeq and is a predicted model, not a curated record. Bases 109 to 1512 code for a protein of 467 amino acids. Gene Ontology annotation, molecular function: ATP binding; protein kinase activity.